AUAAGCGAUUUAAAAACGAUAGGAUAGCUUUAAGCGCACUGCACUGGCUGUGCCAUAGAGAAAACGAUAAUAAAUUAUCUUAUUUAUAUCAUAUCGUGCCUUUUACGCCCCAUCCGGCUGCGGACUGCUGUGGUAGUGUAUGACACACUAUGAUUGGUUUGGCUUGUUGGUCUAUUACUUGUACAAACGAGUUGAAGGUCCAUCUCCGGGAACUAUCGACCCGGUCUUUAGGCUUGCAUUUCAGUUAUCCGGGUCUACUGGAGCUGUCUACGACCAGUUGGGUGACUGUGCCGCUCACAAGAUUGUAAACUACAGCAGGUUCUCGUAACCGUUUGGAUACAAUCGCACUGUUUUUUGAACCACCCAAAUUUUGAGCGUGUUUUCGCGGAUAAUUCAUAAUAUUAUUGUUUUGACGCUUUCGUUUAAAUAGAGACGUAAAAUUUAAUCAUUUUCAACGACUCCGAGUCCCAUGGAUCACGACGUAUACGUAAAAGGCACGGAGACCGCGUCGGAGUGGAUUCCCUGUCACCGCUCCGUUUUAAGCAAGCACAGUCCGUAUUUUGCCGCAAUGUUCGCAUCGCCAAUGAAGGAAUCUCGCGAGAAAUUCGUUCAGCUGCACGGUAUUCCACAUAACGUGUUGAAACAAUUGGUCGGUUACAUGUAUUCGCAUGACAUCGCUAUCGACGGCGAUAACGCCCUCCCGCUGCUGCAAACAUCGGAAAUGCUGGAUAUGCCGCACAUUGUGGAGGCCUGCAAGGAAUUUCUGGCGUCGCAUCUCGACUUGACGAACUGCUGGAGCAUUGCGCACUGGGCGGGAAUGCUGUCUCAUCCCGAUUUGGCAGAGAAAGCCCGAGUGUAUCCCUACGAGAAUUUUCUCGAUUUCUACCGGACUCAGACCUUUUUCGAGUUGGACAAAAACAAGGUGAUGGAAUUAAUCAGCUCGGACGAUCUGCAAGUGGACAGCGAAGACCGCGUUGGAGAGGCGCUUUUUCGUUGGUUGGACGUCACGGUCGCCGAACGAAUGUCCGCCGCCAAGGACAUGUUGUGCCUGGUGCGCGUUGCUUAUCUCACCGCCGGCUUUCUCAAAUUCUUGCAAGGAAUUUCCUCGGGAGUGUCCUUCUGUCAGGCCAUCUAUCAGUUGCUAGCUGAACGGCGCCAUUACAAGCCGCGCAACUCCUAUCAGCCGACCGUGGUUUACAUUACCGCGCCUAAUCCAGAUCAUCCGAACCCAGUUACAAAAAGUGUGCGUCGGACUGGCUGCAGCGACCCGGCAAGGCACUGCCGGGGCCGGUGCUAUCCGCAGUGGAGACAGCCCUGCCGGCCGCCGUCAGAGUUAAAAGGCUUUAUGCCGUCCGUUGUCGUGACGCCCGACAAUCGUGUCGCUGUGCGCGUCUGCCAUCGCCUCUACGUGGGCUCGCAUCGCAUCUACGUGUACGAGCCCGUCAGGCGCACGUGGGUUGCAUCUUCGGAUCCAAAACCCCGUGAUGGCUUAUCGGCUGCCCUUUUCUGCUCUGACUGUAACUCAUUUGUUUUAUCGCUUCUCAACGGAAAUUACUGUGUAAUUGCCAACAAUCGGCAAAUUGAUUGCUACGACGCACAGACCGCUUGUUGGCUACAAAUACGGAAUGACUUCUUGGAGAAGAAGAAAAUCUAUUUCUGGAGCAUGGCCCAUGUCGUGUGGCAAGAUUGCCUGUACGUGUUCGGUGGGUGUAAAAGAAAGCGUGGGAUCGACUGGAUGCCAGUGAACUGGGCAUUUCGCUACGAUCCCUCCAGCAACAAGUGGAGCCGGUUGGCCCCGAUGCCGACGGCGCGCUAUACGGCUUCGGCCUGCGUCGGCGCGAACGGGCUAAUUUACGUCAUUGGCGGAUGCGAAAGUCACUAUGAGAGGAACGCGGAGAUGGAUGAUUAUGAAGAAGUCUUCCACCGCCUGGCUUGUGUGGAGACUUACAAUGUGGCACGGAAUUGUUGGCUGAAACGAAGUCCUAUGCUGCACAAGCGGUCCUUUCCACGCUUAGCUGUUGUGGAUGGAAAAGUGUACGCUGCCGGGGGAAUUAUAACCAAGUUCAGAACUAAUAUUGGUGACUGGACUGAAGUGGUGGAGUGCUACGACGAACGGACGGAUAGGUGGAGCAAGGUGCAUAACACAUUGCCCAUCAGACAAUACUACGCCGUUGCCGUUGUGCCGCAGUAUUUGCUCCAGCGAUGGGACGACAACGGAGACGAAAAGGGCAACGAGCACGCCUUCAUCAAAAUCAGGAACGCGAAUUGGGUGUAGCCGACGGCCUCCGAUUUUCUGCCUGGCUGUACUAAAACUUCGUCAUUUCUUAACACUGUUUGUUUGUUACUAGCAGCAAUACGGACGGCGGCCCAUAGACUCGUAUGUUAAAAUUUCCCGUAGACUUUGUAUAGGACUGUUUGCCAUAGACUGUAUGUUAUAACGAUCCCGUAGACUUUGAAUAGGACUGUUUGCCAUAGACUUGUGUGCAGGACUGCCUGCCAUAGAAAUCUAUGGUUAAGGCGAAAGGGCACCACUGCUGGGCGGGUGGCAGUUAGCGCUGACUUCCAGCAAAAAUACUGAAAUUUAAAAUCCAAAUUUUUAAAGUAUGCGGUGAGUUCGCCACUUGUGAUUUUGUGUUGGUUCUCGGUUCUUGAUUAGUGUGACAGUUUUGUUUGCUGAUUUCUGUUCUUUGCCAGACUGUUUCUGACCUCAUGAUAUCAGCUGCAAUAGUUUUUGUGGAAACUGAUUGCGUGUUUCCAUUGGUUGUGCUGCUGGAAGCCUUCUCCCAUUUGGAUACUCAGACGCAGACGGGAUUACGCAGUUUCUAGCGUGGAACUUCAUCGUGGAAUCACCUGUGUUGACGGCCUGCAUCGUUGUUUGUUGUUGUGCAGCAAUAUUGGUUGCUUUUAGGCAAAUAUUUCGCGGCCACCACCGAAUUUUAUCUGUGCUGUUGUUUUGCAGCGUCGUUGUGAUCGGUGCAGACGGUUAACUGCGUGGCCUCUCCUUCACACACGUUCCUCAUCCUUCCCGAAUUUCUCCUCGCCUUCCAGAAACCACUCAA
Messenger RNA from Paramacrobiotus metropolitanus, 3059 nucleotides. RefSeq names its product kelch-like protein diablo. The record is from RefSeq and is a predicted model, not a curated record. Gene Ontology annotation, molecular function: protein binding. Lineage: Eukaryota; Metazoa; Tardigrada; Eutardigrada; Parachela; Macrobiotidae. The coding region runs from base 470 to 2275 and encodes 601 amino acids. The transcript has 7 exons.